AAUGCAUGGAUAACACACAAUGUUCACUGAUUUAAAAAAAAUUUAAUUAUAAAAAUGGUAAUAAUUUUUUUUUUAAUGAUCACGUAAACCAAACAUCUACUUGGCUUUGUAGUUGAAAUGGUUGUAGACACAAUGUCAUGAUUUCCUGUCAGGUAUAGACAGAAUGCGGUUACAACAGGAUGCUUUUCAGAGAAAUCAUGCAACAUCUUUGUUCGCUGAAGGUUGAGCUUUGAUUGCAGCACAAAUGGAAGCGUUUAAAAUGAUCCUCUUGACAGCAGCAGUCUGUGUGAGGGGGGCAUCUCAAGACAACGUUGACAAAACACUUCAGCCAAAACUGUCAAUAGAGUCAAAAUUGAAAUCAUUUUACCCAACUGAAAAAGUGACUCUGAAGUGUUCAGUUGACGGAGAUUCAAAUAGAUGGACCUAUGAAUGGUUCAGAGACGCAGUGCAGCUUCCUAAGGAUGAAGACAUUUCCUUAUCGAGAAACACACUUUCAAUCAACUCAGCAAAAGUGAGUCAUUCAGGAGUCUACACUUGCAAAGGAAAACAUCUGUCAAGAAUGGAAAUGCCUACAUCUCCAAGCAAAAAGGUGGAACUUCGUAUUUAUGGCAAGUAAAGACUCUUCUGCAAAUAUAAACAUCUGUCUUUGAAAGAAAUAAAAAAAAAGUUUAGAAACAGGUUAUAAAUUAGUUAAAUUUACCACUGUGAUUCUUAGGUGCGAUGCCAAAACUACAAAUCAAAAAACGUCAGUGGUUUAAGCCAUUCUACACUGGGGAGAAAAUCCAGAUCAGUUGUGAAAGGAUUGGUGUUGGUUGGGAAUACAAAUGGUAUAGGAUCAAAGAAUCAAUUAAAACUGUUAUUAAAGAUGCAAAGCCAACCUUCAAGAUCAACUCUGCGUCUCUCUCUGACACUGGCGGAUAUCUCUGCAAAGCAAAAAGAGGAAACUUAUCAGUGGAGAGUGAGACGCUACAAAUGGAAGUUCAACAGCUGCCUCUACCACACAUCCAAUCUGAAUGGACAGAAGCGUUUCCUGGUGAGAAAGUGUCUAUGCAGUGUGUGCUUCACAAUACAUCAGAAAACUGGAUCUACUCGUGGUUCAGGGGCUCAAUAGAAAUUGUCCCUAAUAAUGUAACAAGCAUAAAAGUAAACACUCUCACACUCUUAGUUCAGUCCAAUCAUAAUGGAGAGUAUGAGUGUCAAGCUGAGCUGAAGGGCAGGAUGGUGAAAACGGCAAAAAGCAAAACACAAUCAUUAACAGUUCAUGCAUCACAGCCAACAAUCCUUCUCAAGCAAGAUCCAGCAUAUCCAGAGUUAUACACGGGGGAACAAGUCAAACUUCACUGCAGCAUUCAAGAGCAAAUGUUUCAAUGGGAAUACCUGUGGCAGAAAGAUUCCGGUGGCAAAAAGGUGCAAGUAAACAGUGACUUCAAAAACCCUGUUUACACAGUCUCAAGUACUGUAUACUCAGACAAUGGGUCAUACACUUGUCAAGUAAAAACAAGAGGGGUCACAUUUACAUCAACUGAGUUUAUAAAUCUGGUCAUAAGAGAACCACCUCAACCGAAAUUGUCAAUAGAGUCUGAAUGGAAAUCUUUUUACCGAACUGAAAAAGUGACCCUGAAAUGUUUAGUUGAUGGGGAUUCGAAUGAAUGGGGCUAUGAAUGGCUCAGAGAUGCAGUGCAGCUUCCUAAUGAUGAAAGCAUUUCUUUAUCUGGAAACACGCUCUCAAUCAGCUCAGCAAGCAUUAGUCAUUCAGGAGUGUACAGCUGCAAAGGAAAACAUCUGACGAGAACACCAGUGACUACAGCAGAAAGUGAAAACAUGCAGCUUCGUGUUGACGGCAAGUAA
This is a messenger RNA of Danio rerio (zebrafish), 1848 nucleotides long. NCBI's taxonomy places the organism in Eukaryota, Metazoa, Chordata, Actinopteri, Cypriniformes, Danionidae. The record is from RefSeq and is a predicted model, not a curated record.